AUGUCGCCCGAAUUCAUCCGCCAGGCGCUAGCAGCAGGAAAGCAUGUCCUCUCCGAAAAGCCAAUUGCCAAAGACCUGGCCACGGCGCAGGACCUGAUCGCCUGGUACGAGGCCAACGUCGACCACACGAAGGUGCUGUGGGCCGUGGCCGAGAACUUCCGCUACGUGAGCAAAUAUGUCCGCGCCGCCGAGGAAGUGCGCAAGCUGGGCGGAGUCAAGAACUUCCGCGUCAACGUGCGCAAUUUGAUCAAGACGGACUCCAAGUACUACAGUAGGUUCUUUUCGCCGGACUGUCUCACGCGUGUUUGA
This is a messenger RNA of Aspergillus melleus, 309 nucleotides long. RefSeq lists its product as uncharacterized. NCBI's taxonomy places the organism in Eukaryota, Fungi, Ascomycota, Eurotiomycetes, Eurotiales, Aspergillaceae. Gene Ontology annotation, cellular component: cytoplasm. Gene Ontology annotation, molecular function: nucleotide binding; oxidoreductase activity. Bases 1 to 309 code for a protein of 102 amino acids. The record is from RefSeq and is a predicted model, not a curated record. The transcript is spliced from 2 exons. Gene Ontology annotation, biological process: NADPH regeneration.